Molecule: messenger RNA, 997 nt
Organism: Populus euphratica (Euphrates poplar)
Lineage: Eukaryota; Viridiplantae; Streptophyta; Magnoliopsida; Malpighiales; Salicaceae
Product: calmodulin
Exons: 2
Coding region: 174-623 (149 amino acids)
Cellular component (GO): myosin II complex
Molecular function (GO): calcium ion binding
Source: RefSeq, a predicted model, not a curated record
ACGCUCUCCAUUGCCUAUUUAUUUUCCAAAGCCAAGAGUCAGAUUAUCAAAGCACGCACCGAGAAAACUAGCCAGCAAAUAUCAUCAUCCUCUAUUAUUGUAACCACAUUUCCAGCUAUUUUCUAUUCAUCUCUCUCCCCGAUAUUUUCAUUCUCUCCAGUCUCCAAACAAAAAUGGCCGAUCAGCUCACCGAAGACCAGAUCUCCGAGUUCAAGGAAGCUUUCAGCCUAUUCGAUAAGGACGGCGAUGGUUGCAUCACUACUAAGGAGCUGGGGACUGUGAUGCGUUCGUUGGGUCAAAAUCCAACUGAGGCAGAGCUCCAGGACAUGAUAAAUGAGGUUGAUGCUGAUGGGAAUGGUACCAUUGACUUCCCAGAGUUCCUCAACCUCAUGGCCCGCAAGAUGAAGGAUACUGAUUCUGAGGAGGAGCUCAAGGAAGCUUUCAGAGUUUUUGAUAAGGACCAGAAUGGCUUCAUUUCUGCUGCCGAGCUGCGUCAUGUUAUGACAAAUCUCGGGGAGAAGCUGACAGAUGAGGAGGUUGAUGAGAUGAUCCGUGAGGCUGAUGUGGAUGGUGAUGGUCAGAUCAACUACGAGGAAUUUGUCAAAGUCAUGAUGGCCAAGUGAGGUUCACUCACCCAAAACCCAAAAUCUGAUGCAUAAAACGAAAAUGGGAAACGGGGCAGAUAAGUUUGAUGAGAAUUCCAUUUCCCCUUGUGACAUCUUCAUUUGGUGUCAUUGGCUUCAUUUGGGUUGUCUGUUCUGUUGUUUGCAUUGUUUUGUGGCACUUUUCCAUAAUGUCUACUUGUUUGCUCUGUUUCUUGUUCAGUAGCUUGGCGUGUUAGUAUCUUUUCAUUGGUGUUUGACAUUUUCUUUAUACUUUUGGUAUUAUGAACCUAGAUCAAUUGGGAGAAUUGGAUGUUUUUUGUCAUAUGGAUGACUGAUUUUGUUGAUAUUUCAAACUUCGAUGUCACUUUUCAUGUAUGUGGUGUUUUUGGACA